AUGGACGAGUUUUUACGGAAACUCAAUGAGCCAGCUCCACGGGUCAAGGAGGAAUUGCAAGAGGACGAUGUACGUUUAGUUUUUUUUUGCGAAACUUUAGCAUUUUCCAACUGAAUUUUUUCGAUAUUUGAAACAAAUCUUCACGCCGAAACAGUUUCAGUUGCGAGACCUCGUCUUCGACGGAGAAAGUGUGUCGGCACUCGACAAAAUGGGCGAAGAGUUCGAGAAGCAGAAGCGGAAAGAGGCGGAGGACGCGAAAAUUGUGCAGGAGGCGAGGACCGCAUCGGUCGGACAGUUCAAGGAACCGCCGCCGAAGAGGACAAAGAAGGGAGGGAAGAGGACACGGAGUGAGGAGGACGAGGGCCGGGACGAGAAGAGGUUAACACUCGCAAAGUAAGGCACCGGAUCUGGGCAACAGGUCACAGACACUUUGUACUUUUAAACCACUUGUAAUGUUCCGAUCGUACCACGAACAUUGUACACUUCUUGGACUUGAAUUCGACUUUGAGACCGAUAUGUAGAUCAGAGGCCGAAAAGUCUGCAGUUUCUACUAAAACUUGGUCCGGACCAGGUGAUCCGAUCGGUCUGAAACUUGGACAAAAUCUACUUCAAUCCAAGUCCAAGAAGCCUACAAUGUUCGGGUCGUAUAGGAUUAUUGCAACUGGGCAAAAAGUUCAGGCCUUGGUAGAGUUUUCUGAGAUUUCACAAACUGUCAACUAUUGUUCUUCUGUUGUCGCCUCAAUUUUAUCAAGAACAAGUGGAGAACCAUUGAAAUGAACAAAAUGCAUUUUGGCGAGGCGGUUACGGUUGACAAUAGGAGUCUGCAAACACCAGAUACAGCAAUAAUAAACUUGGCCGUGAAAAUUCUAGGCCAAGUUCGACAAAGCGCGAUUUUGCAAACACUCGAUCCUCGACAAACCUCUGUAACUUUUGCGCAAAAGUUACAGAUGUUUGCCGAGUCAUUUACCGUACUCAAAUUUUUUGCAGAGAAAAAGAGCGCGGUCCACUGACGACGUUCGGACACUCGUCCCGUCCUCGCCGAUCCGUCAACUAUGCGAGUAUCGAGCGUGGCGAAGAGGCGCAGGCACAAUCGUUGGUGACCGAAUUGCACGGGAAACGCAAAAACAAGCGGACGCGUGACGAAAUGGACGAGAAUUGGACGAACGACGACGCGGCGGCGGCGGCUGCGAAAAAGCGGACGAACUAUGCGAUCAAUCCGAGAACCAGAAGGACCCCGUGGCUCCCGCCCGGAAAACCUAUCGGACCCUCGACUUCUUCCCCUCCCUCCUCGUCGUUUCUCACUCCGACUGCUCUAAGUGCAUGGGAAGAAAGUCGGGCGCAGAUGGAAUUCGCGAAUGUCACUCCACAAGUCGACGAGGAACGUCCGCCCGCAGAACACCGAACCGUCGGCAAAGGGUUGGAUGCGACACAGGCGGUGCGCAGGAGUUCCGGCGGUUUCCGACGAUUUAUCGCGUGGAUUUCCGACGAGCGACUCAUCAGAAUUUUGUUAGUAGCUCUAUUCUUGCUUAAGGAAAUGCUUUUCAAUAUAAAUUUUUCAGCGAAACGGUCAAAGCGCGCUAUUUGAUAUCGGAAGACGACGAGUUGCGAGUUCUGAAAUCGCUCCGCCACGUGUACAAUUCGAUGCCGCUCUCCUACAAACGCAACUGGGAGUUCGCCGCCAAAAUGGACAUUUUCGAGUCGAGAUCGUUCGCGCCCGGCGUCCCCAUGCCCUUCUCCGAGAUUCCACUCGUUCCCGCCAAUGUACAGGUAGGAAAUGAAGUCUGAGAACAUUUUUUGCGAGCCUUUGCGCUGCUUGAUGUUUUUUUUUCCACGAAACAGCUCUAAUUAAUGUCCCGUUUGAAGUUGAGCGAGAAAAAUUAAGCGUUACUUCAAAGUUGCCCAUUUUUAAUAAUUAUUUGCAGACGAAGCAGAUUCCGCGAGGCGCAUUCGAGGCGAACUGCUGCUCGAUGCGUCCGACGUGGUCGUCGAUGCUGGAGGCGGCGGAGCACUACCUGCAGCACCACGACACGGUGCAUCUGUUCGGCUGCGACGCGUGCACGAAGCUCUUCUCGUCAAAGUACGAAUUGACGCGGCACGACUGCGACGCGUUCCGCACUCAUCUCCUCAGUCUGAUGAUGGACGGAAAACAACUUACUUUCGAGGCCGCCCAUCUAUAUUUGUGCUGUACGCAGUGCGGACUCUGGCUGCCCGUCAAGUUGUACGCCGCCGAGCACAAGGGAUGGCCCUACUUUGCCACCAGCAUGGUUUGUCGAGAAAACUGUACUGUUUUUACCCUUUUUUUUGCAAUAAUUCAGAUGAAUCACUCGUGCCAACCGAUGGUGUGCAUCCUCGUGUUCUUCCGAAAACCGUUGCCCGACGAGAACACGCGAAUGACGUUCCAAAUGCUCAGCCACGUGGAUAUUGGCUUCCCGCUCAAGUGCGACAUUUGCCACGAUCCGGAGCCGUUCAAAUCGGUCAAAGAGGCCGAAGAGCACUACAUGCAGCAUCGGAAACUCGCGUGCAACAAGUGUCCCAAAGUUUUCGGCACUGAAUUUUCAUACAGGUAAAUUUGCGGAUUUGUGUGGAUUUUUUCUUCCAAAAAAUACCACAAUUCCGAACCCGUGAAAUGCGACAAAAAUUUCAACCGGAAUCGUGGAAAAUUAGAUGCGAAGCGACAAAAGAGCAGAGUGUAACUUUCCAGAAAUUUCGAAUUUCCUCGAUUUUUGGUCUUUGACACUCGUACAAUUUUUUGCACGAUUCUAAUCUGGGAACCUGAUUCUUGAGAGUUUUCAGAGAAAUCGGAAAAAAUCGGAAAUGUUUUAUAAGAGAUAAUCAUUUUAUAUAUUCAGACACCAUCUACACGACCACAUAGCCCAAUCGGCGCAAUUCUCGAACUACCUGAUGUACUCGGCCACGUACCAACCACCGCCGAAUUCGGGACGCCGCCCGCACGUCGGAUUUCUGACCGACAUUCCGGCGGUCGGCGGAUUCGAGGCCAACCAAGUCGCCGCGCUGGAGGCCGUCGAUUGUGAACGCGAAUUUGUGCAGGUAACUGAAAAGUUAGAAACAAAGUAGACCUUCCUUUUUUCUAAAACUCGAUUUUCUUUUUCGAAAAUAAAAAUCAUUCCAGCCCCACGAGAACACGAUGCGCAAAAAGUUGUUGCGUUGGAAAAACGAGGCGGCGAUCGCGAAAAAGAAGGCGUCACGGCGCAAAAAUGGGGAAAACGAGGCAUCCGAACACUUUUCCUCUUCCUCUUCCACUUCUGCCGACGAGAAUGGAGAGGAAUCGGCGCAGGCACGUCCGAAAAGACGGACGAAAACGGCAAAGGCGUCGAAAGUGCGGCCGGACCUCGGCUACGAGCAUAUCGAUCGGAAAACGCUGUUCGGAAGGGACGAGAAGGAGCAGGAGGCGAUGGAGAAACUGCAAACAAUGAUGAACGAUCGCAUUUUCACCGCCGCCGACCGACUAUUGGAGCCCGAAGAGGCGCUGGCCGUGCUCGCGGAAGCUGCAGAAAAAGUAGGAAUUUUCUCGUUUUUUAGGUUGAAAGAAAACCAAUUCUCAAUAUUUUCAGCCUCCGAAACUGCCGGCCCUCCAAUGUCCGUUCGCCGACGAAUUGGCGUUGAAAGUGGUGCGGACGGUGACUUUGCCGGCCUCGAAUUGCAUCGAUCCGCUCAAAGAUCAACUGCCCCUCAACAGAGUGUUUUUCUAUUGUCCCAAAUGUGUACUUGUGGGCUGUUCGGAUCCGAAAAUGCACGGCGCACACUGUGGAACUGACGAGGUAUUUUUUUUGUUAGACAUACGACGAUUCUCAAACAAAAUUUGCAGGACGACAUAGAAAUCCUGUUCCACGGCGCGUCGAGCCCGCACGCGGGCGUCCGCUGCCUGGACCCGUCGUGCGACCUGCACAUCUGCUCGGUCGCCUCGCUCCGCAUCCACUGCCAACUCGUGCACGGCAUUUCAGUCAUAAUGGAGCCGCCGCCACACUACGUCGAGAAUCCGCGCGAUCCGAACUUCUACAAUCGAUACGAUCGCUCGCUGAUGGCGCUCGCCAAAUAUUUCAACGAUUUCGUGGUCGACCCACGUACGCCGGUCGCCAAAAUGACCGAUUUGGACUGUCGUUUGCCGCCGAUGGGCCGACUGGUGCUGAGGGCGAAAAGCGACGUGCGAGUGAUGCCGACGCGGUUCCCGGUGCAGACAAAGCAACACGUGCAGCCGAACAACGGAUUCGUCCAACAUCAACGGCCGCAAGUUCCGGCGCCCACACGGAAACCCGGAAAUUUCAUCUGGCCGUUCAAGACUCCCAAAACUGUUAGUAAAUGGGGGCAAAAUCGGGGCUCAACAGGAGAAUAGUAGUGUUAUCAAUUAGAAAUCUAAUUGGAGUCAGUUAGAAGUUUGACUGGGGUGGCGUGUAAAUUAGAUAGAUUUCACACCAACUCACACAUGUUCAAUUCCAGAACCGCUGGUUCUCGUGCUCGUUCUGCGAAGUGGAGUGCGAGCACGGCGAAAAGUUCGUCGAGCACCUCCUUCGAGCCCAUCUCGCUCUGUGCCCGGCCUGCGCGCACGGCUACGCGAAUCCGGCAUUCAAACGGACGCACUAUUGCUCGAAAAAGUUUGCGGACGUCGGACGCGGAAAGAUGGGCAGCAACCUGUCGGGACAGUGCCCGUUUUGCACCGGACGGUUUGCGAUCGAGAAGCUCUACGAGCACUUGCUCCGCAAUCACUUUGACGAGUGCAAAUACGUCGUCACCACCGGAGAGGUAAACCGUUUUUAAAUUUAAAAGAAAAAUUGACUUGAAGAAUAGAAACGUUUUUUUUUAAUCUUUUCAGCAAAUAAACAAGUAUUUUCGUGUAAAUUCCGGUCCGACGCGUGACAACUAUGAAAUGUUCUGUAAAAAGACGAUUUUUGAUUGCAGUUUCACCCGCUGCCCGUCGACCCUCGAAUCGACGAUUUCCGUUCGGAGUACCGCGAAAAAUGCAUCCGAAUGGAUCUGGAACCGGUGCACGGACUCACCUACAAACAGGUCUACAUGCGGUCCACUCCGAUCGGCGCGUUCCCGCUCGUACCGCCCGACCCCAAAUCGGUAGGUUUUUAAUUUUUAAAAAUGACUUCAAUUUUUCUUUCAGUUGGACCCCCGCCUAAUGUGUUAUUUGUGCGAACUGACGUUCGACAGUGUGGCCGAGCUGACGGAGCACCUCGGCGAGCACGUGGAAAAGUUUUCGAGUUGUCCGUUUUGCGGAAUCAAAAUCGCAUCGCAUUUCCACAUGCAACAGCACAUGCGGGAACAGCACGUCCAGAUGGGACCCUACGGAACGCAAAAUGUACGGGUUCUCCCACACAGAAAUCGGUUAAAAUGACAUUUUUUUUUGCAGUGCUGCCAGUGGUGCCACGAGCCGCAAAACCGGUACAUCUACUCGCAUAUGCUGUUCCGCUGCCAGUACCGUCCGAUUUGCACGAUCUGCGGCCAAAAGUCGCUGGAUCCGUCGACGGUGUGGCAGCACAUGCAGCGGCAGCACGGAUCGAGCAUAUUCCGUUUCAAGUGCGGACAUUGCAUGGAGAACUUUAUCAGCAUGGGCGAAUACUACGAGCAUGCGUGCUCGGCGAGUCCGUUGCGAAUGUUCAAGUGCGACUGCGACGACGAGCGUUAUUUCAAGACGGUCGCCAACUUUCUCGACCACUUUGACUCGUGCCACGUGUCCGGCGGCAACACGAACACGUGCGACAUGUGCCAGUGCUCGUUCGGCUCACAAGAACUGCUCGCCCGCCAUCGCAAUACGCACAAGAAGAGCGAGAUACCGAAGCACAACUGGAGGAAGGUGUUCAUCACCAUGGAGAGCUUCUUCCCCAAGGUUCGCUUCGAUUUUUUCCUUAUUCAAAUGUUUCGUUGAUUGUGUGUAUGUUUGCAGCGAGACAGCGGCUACAUCCGAUACGUGGAGGGCGGUCGGGCGCCGCCGUCGUACAUGCGGAAGGACCGAUCCGAGAUGGACUACCUGAUGGGCGAGACGGGCGACCUCCCGAUCGACGAGCCUGCGCACACCCUAGCGGCCCUUCCACGACCGCCACGUCCGGAGAACGUGGUCCGUGCGAGCGAGUAUUUCGCCUCGAAGGGCUCCAUUCCGAGACCGGUGGUCCCGUCGCAAAGGACCGUUCAGCACAAGCCCCCACAGACACAGAGACUUCCAUUGACUCAGCCGAGAAUUCCACCGCCACCUCAGAAACAUGUUAGAGUUAGUAAUGGAAAUGGGAUUGGAUAAAAGUAUAAUGGGUCCAAGUUUUCGGAUCAUCGGCCAAUGAUCCACAUAUAUCGGGACCGGAUGAUCCGAUCGGGCUGAAACUUGGUCCCAAUAUACUUCAAUCCAAGUCCCAAAAGCGUGGGGAGUUUGGGCCCGAUCGCAUUAUUGCAACUGGUUCAAAAAUUCAAAAAAUUGCAGCCUGCCGUCGUGAAGCCAAUCCUUCCGACAGAAGUCAUCGAACUGUCGGAUGACGACGAAGAAGACGAUGACGAUAUUGUUAUUGUGAAAGAUACGAAUGCUGGUGAGCUUUUUUCUAGAGAAUUUAACCCUAACAAUGAAAUCAAUCUCAGAAAAUGCAGUGCACAAUGACAAUUCGGGAGAGCCGCCGGCGAAGAGAGCAACCGUCCCGACGCUGGAAAAUCAAAUUAGCAGUCAGAGUAAGCGUGAACUUUUUUUUUGGGAAUUUUGUUCUUAAAAUAUCAUUUUCUCGAAAUUUUAUACUUUCUCAUCGAACAAGAAUAUGUUCAAAUCGACUCGAGAGCUUUUUCGGCGAAUUUCCAGUAAUACUAGAGCGUUUAGAAGGCAGCCAGGUGGAGAAAAUUCGAAAAAAAUUCACGAGCUGAACUAAAGAGUGCGAAAGUUUCAGUUCGUGUGGAAGAAGAACACCGCGACGGGUACGGAGGGACCGAGCAGCCGGGAUACGUCGUAGAGGACAAUGAUUUGGAAGUGACGGGGCAGACGACGCCGACGCACACGGACACGCCCGUCCUGAAGGUGGUGCAGGACGAGCUGGGCGACGAGGAGUUGGCUGUCGUCGCAGAGGUCGAGCAGUACGUUUCCUUUUCUUUGUUAUGUUUGAGGUUCUCUCUCUCUUCUACCGCGCAAGCGGUAUUUCUUCCGCCCCGCGUUUUUUCGCUAAACAAAUUCUCAGGCAACGAGCAGCAAAUCGCUCGCCCGAACCUGGGUAAAUUAGCAUGUUCCAUUUUCCAAAAUUUUUAGCCCAUCUGGAACACUGCCGUCAGGAGUGGCUGCCGCACGCGAGAAGACGUUAAAAUGUACGCAGUGCUCGUCGACAUUUUACACGAGUCGGGCACUCAAAUCGCACGCGGAAGGACACAAAAUGGACGCCGGAGCGCAGAUUUGUCAAGAGGUAUUUUUGGGAUUGCUUAAAAAUUUAAUAAUCGCAUUUUGCAGACGUACGGACUUCCAGUGGACGCGCGCGCAUGGAUCUGCCGCAAUUGUUCACUGGCCUUCGAGGACCGGCUCACUUUUGACAAACAUAUUGUGAGUUUGAAUCGAUUUUUAAUCAUUUUUUUGUACGCACUUUCUCUAUAUUUCAGGCCAUCCACGGCGACACAAUCCACCCGUGUCACAUGUGUUCGGGCAUCUCGUUCAACGGCAAUACAAGCCACAAUCACGCGCAGGCACAUCAGAAGAAGGCGGCGUUGUACGCGUGCGGCACGUGUCUCAUGAAGUUCCAAUCGGUAAGUGCAGGAAAAACUUCUUUUUUUUCUCAUAUAAAGUGAUGUAUUUGAGGAUCUGUUUCUGGCGGACCAUUUGCUGAACGUGCACUCAGUGCAACACUUCUAUUUUUGCAAAGUUUGCGCAUUCGGAGCCACCGACCUCAACGCCGUCUUCGAGCACUGUACGACGUUCCACGACGGACAUUCUUAUGUACGCCCUUUUUUAAAUAUGUUUUUAGACCUAAUAUUUUAAUUCUGUAUUUCAGGCCCUUGCCCAACGAAUCGGCGCUUCGCCCGUUCAAUUGUUCAAUUAUCAACCGAGAAAUGAGGAGGAGUUUAGGGCGAAUGUGGCUAAAAAUCUGAUUAGGGUGAGAUUUUUCGGGUGUUUCUAGCCGGCCUUUUAUUAUUAUUUUUCUCAUUCAGCUGCACACGCCGUCGGACUGCUCUCAUCGAUCGAUGCUGCUGAAUAGUGAGGUGUUGGUGGCGUGCAAGACGUGCUUCUGCACUGUAAGUUUCACCGGAAUCACGAAUUUAGCGGAAUUGUUGCUUACAGCAAACGUGGUUCAGUUUCCUGGCGUUCAACGGCUACUCGGAAGAGACGGGUUUCCCGCAGUUCCGCGUCAUGGAUGUGCCGGCCGACGCACGCCGUCUCUUCCCGCUCAUCCACCACCUGAGCAACGCGAAUGAGGCACAGAUGCGGAAGCACGGCACCGCGCGCACCUUCCCCGGCCGCCCAGCAGCCCAGCAGCACUCGACGCGCACGCCGCGAACCGCACGGCGAGUCGUGGCGCCGGUACCGCCUGUCGGAACGAAAGCGCCGAAGGGAGCGAGGAUACUGUUGCCGAUCACCACGGUUCCGGCCGAUCAGCCGACGACCAGCAGCGCCAUUCCACCGCACAGGUGAGCCCGAUAUUUUCCGCUAAAAUGCUCACUCUCUCUCUCUCUCUUUCCAGACUGACGGGGAUAACGACGAAUCGUUCGGUGCCGACGCCGCCGCAAAGAAGGACCGUCCAAUCGGCGGCGCCUCCGCAACGGCCGCUCCUGGCAGCCGGGCACGCCUCGACGGACCAACAACAACAACAAGCAGUCAAGGCUGUGGCGACCAAGAAUCCGCAUAAAUGCAUGGUACCAAUCUGAUUUGUACAGUUGUUCUUUGAAAAACACCUAUGUGAAUUCCAGGAAUGCGACGGUUUGAUAACAACUGAAUUCGACGCGUUCCUGCACCGAAUGCACAACUCGACGGACACGUGGCUCUGCCGAUGGUGCGGAUUUUCGCGCACCUCGGAAAUCGACCUCUUCCAGCACUAUUUGCAAGAGCACCUGACGCCGGCGUUCAAAAAAUACAGUACGUAGAGGAAGAAGCUGACAAGAAGAACGACAAAAAAUCCAAUCAUUUUUCGCAAUUUCAGAAGACGAAGGCUUCAAAUCGAACAUUUUCCAACUGACUUGUGCGUUUCCGAACUGCAAACAUCAGGUUUUCUCGUCGCCAGCGGCCUUCAAUCGGCACCUCACUGUUUUUCACGAAAGUGUACUUCCACACGUGUCUCAGUACGUUUUUGGCACAAAACUGACCUGAAACUCGUUGCUUAUUUCAGAUGCUGCGAAACGCGUUUUACGACGACCGAACUGUGUGAAAGGCACGAGCAGGAGCACUUUAAGUAUUCAGAGUAUGUGCAGGGAAACAUUUCAAGCUAGAAAAAUUGUUUUCAGAUUGAAUGGAACCGACGCCCAGUGCUGCCCAAUCUGUGGAACGAUGGAAAUGUGGUCGCUGCCCAAAGAUGUACGCAAUUUUCAAUCUAAAGAAAUUGGAAAAUCGCCUCUAUUUUUGGCACUUUUCAAUGCGUUUUGUUUCAGCGCUCGACCGAUUCGCUGCAAUCGCAUCUCGUCCGCCACGGACUCGAUUUUCGCGUCGCGUGCCGAGGAUGUAUGCAACAAUUUUCGGCCGACGUUUAUGUGAGCGAAUUUCGUUUUCAAAAACCUUCGAUUCAUUUCCGAGUUUUGCAGCGAUCCGCAGCGAUGGAGCACAUGCACGAGAAGCAUUGCACGACGAGUCAGGCGGACGGAAAACGCACGUGUCAGAUUUGCGGCGAGAUGGGAAUGAACGACGAGCAGUUUGCGAGGCACUGCAAAGACGCGCAUUUGGUAGGCUUAUCGGGGAAAAAUUGGAUUUUGUGGGAUUUUGUUCAGUGCUCAUUGUCAGUCGAUGAAAACGCCAUUUGGCGGAGGCCACGCUCAUAUUGUAUUAUCGCAGCAUUUCUCUGCAUUCACGCUCUGUUCCUAAUCCGGAUGCCUCAACAGAGCGCGCGAUUGCAGUGAAAUGCACUCAUAAUAAGCUCUGGAGACCGCAGAAAGAAUUCACAAAUUGCUUAUCAACAAUGUGUGUUUACAGUUCAACAUCCUCCUCAAAUCGCACCUUUCGACACGCGGCGAGCUCGUCGUCACGACGGGCGCCGAAUACCAGAACUAUGUGGGACUGAAGGUGGCCGGACGGACCCAAUCGACCGUGAAACGGACAAUAUUGCCGUCGACAAGCUCGGCCCCCUCCACUUCCACUUCCACUUCUUCUUCUUCGGCUCAACCGACGGGACCGCCGACACGAAAUCCGAUCACGGUCUCGCUUGCGGACGGCGGAAAUGCUGCGCUUUUAUCGAUUGCCGCCUCAAUUGUUGGAGACCAAUAA
Messenger RNA from Caenorhabditis sp. 36 PRJEB53466, 10375 nucleotides. NCBI's taxonomy places the organism in Eukaryota, Metazoa, Nematoda, Chromadorea, Rhabditida, Rhabditidae. The record is from the annotation of a GenBank genome assembly.